AGAGAAAGAAGCACUGCGAAAGCCAGUCAGCCAGCGGAGCACACACAUAACAGUGAGAGAGAAACGUGACGAUAGAUAUUGUGAGCUCGAGUAAGAGAACUCGAAGGACUAAAAGAUGACGGGACAUCGGCGGGCGAUGGGACCUACCCUCAGCAUCCUCGUUGCUAUUAUCGGAGCCACGCUUUGCGGCGCGCCAACACAUGCAGCGAAGAAGCAUUGGGGAUAUCACGAAACGAACCUCUGGUCAACUGGCUAUCCGGACUGUAAAGGAGAAAACCAAUCACCGAUCGACAUUAAGGGUGAAGAGUACAACCCCAAGCUGGGAGAAUUCAAGUUCAACGGAUACUUCAAGACGCAGACGAUGGAAUUCCAUCUGACGAAUAACGGACACACGGCCGUGGCAACGCUGGACCCGCGGCCAUCCCUGUCGACGCAGGCAGGUGGUCUACCAGGCGUCUACAUCCCUCACAGCCUGCACUUCCACUGGGGAGGUGACAGGAGGACAGGCUCAGAGCAUUUCAUCAAUGGCAAACAGUACCCGCUAGAGAUGCACCUCGUACACUACCACAGCUCGUACCCGAACAUAUCGAUGGCUCAAAACCAACCUCACGGCCUCGCCGUGCUUGGCGUACUGUUUGAGAUGGACAAGCUGCGCGCGCUCAUGCACGAGGGAGAACAUGGCGCUACCAAUCUCAUCAACAACUACCGCCCUCUACAGGACAUCGGCACGCGCAAGAUCUACAAGAGCUUCAAGAAGCUUCCCGAGAAGAUGAGCCUGAAGGGGGCAGCGGACCACGUGACCGUCAUGUGGGCAGUGGCGGCGGCCAUGACAGUUAUAGCAUUCGCCGGCGCGAAACACUGAUCGAGCGCGAGGGAAUCGUUGACAUAGAUCAUAAUAAUCUUUAUAAUUAUUAUAACGAAUAAUUAUUAUAAUAAAUAAUUACUAGUUGUAAUUAUUAUAUCGGGAGUAAACAAAUACUAGAUAAGCUGCUAUUCUCGUUAUUCCUGUUUAUAAAGACAUUAUGCAGAUAAUUGUUAUCUACGUCAAUGGAGAAGUUCUUCGCGCGUUCGCAAGCCUUUAGCCAUUCCUUAAAUGUGCACAGUGGUUGGUAUGUGUUGCCAUCUAUGCGUGCUCAGGAAAAUGACACAAUCAUCUAGAUUAACAGUUCUAACGCGUUGGUUGCAUGGCUACCCUUGGCGCAUAACAUACUUACUAAGCAGUUCAGGCGUUUUCCACGAGCAGGUAUUUUUCCGGAGCAACCAGCUGUACACCGUGCAUACUAACCACACGCGUAUAAAACAGUCAGCAUUCUCUCGUGAGAACGCACACGACGCACAUAUUCGACCCACAGCUAGCUGCCAUUCGAAUCGACCUAGAAAAAAAGAGAGAUUUCUCCCA
This is a messenger RNA of Priapulus caudatus, 1399 nucleotides long. RefSeq names its product carbonic anhydrase 2-like. Gene Ontology annotation, cellular component: plasma membrane. The record is from RefSeq and is a predicted model, not a curated record. Gene Ontology annotation, molecular function: zinc ion binding; carbonate dehydratase activity. Lineage: Eukaryota; Metazoa; Priapulida; Priapulimorpha; Priapulimorphida; Priapulidae.